Molecule: messenger RNA, 1034 nt
Organism: Pistacia vera
Lineage: Eukaryota; Viridiplantae; Streptophyta; Magnoliopsida; Sapindales; Anacardiaceae
Product: peroxidase 72-like
Biological process (GO): hydrogen peroxide catabolic process; response to oxidative stress
Molecular function (GO): heme binding; peroxidase activity
Source: RefSeq, a predicted model, not a curated record
GAUACAAAAAACACAAACAAUGGCUCACUUGAUGAGCUUCCUCAUUGCUUUUUCUCUCAUUGCCUUUGCCCCUUUUUGCCUCUGUGACAAGGCGAACGAUGGGCAUCUCUACCCCCAGUUUUAUGAUCACUCAUGUCCCAAAGCUCAAGAGAUAGUGAAGUCCAUUGUGGCUGAGGCUGUUGCAAAAGAAACCCGCAUGGCUGCUUCUUUGCUGAGGCUCCAUUUCCAUGACUGUUUUGUAAAGGGGUGUGAUGCAUCAAUAUUGUUACAUAGCAGUGGCACCAUAAUUAGUGAGAAAAGCUCCAAUCCUAACCGGGGUUCAGCUAGGGGAUUUGAAGUCCUCGAUGAGAUCAAGUCUGCUCUUGAGAAGGAAUGUCCUAAGACAGUAUCCUGUGCUGAUAUUUUGGCUCUAGCUGCCAGAGAUUCCACUGUCUUGACUGGCGGUCCUAGCUGGGAAGUUCCAUUAGGAAGAAGAGACUCCAGGGGUGCAAGCUUGAGUGGCUCUAACAAUAACAUUCCUGCUCCAAACAACACAUUCCAAACCAUUCUCACCAAGUUCAAGUUACAAGGACUUGAUGUUGUUGAUCUUGUAGCGCUGUCUGGGAGUCAUACAAUCGGAAAUUCCCGUUGCACAAGCUUCAGGCAGAGACUGUACAACCAAUCAGGCAACGGACAACCUGACAACACUCUUGACCAAUCAUAUGCUUCUCAAUUGCGACCCCGAUGCCCAAGAUCUGGUGGUGAUCAGAACCUUUUCUUCUUGGACUUUGUUAGCCCAACAAAGUUUGAUAACACCUAUUACAAAAACAUAUUGGCUUCAAAGGGUCUAUUAAACUCUGAUCAAGUUCUCUUAACUAAGAAUGAAGCAUCGAUGGAGUUAGUGAAAAAAUAUGCAGAGAACAAUAAGCUUUUCUUUGAGCAAUUUGCCAAGUCCAUGAUUAAGAUGGGUAAUAUCUCUCCAUUGACCGGUUCCAAGGGAGAGAUCAGAAAGCACUGCAGGAAGAUUAACAAAUAAAUAGCUUGGCCAAUAUCAC